GAGGCAUCUGCGCAUUAGUGUAGCUGGCAUGCCAUCAGGGCCGUUCGGCUUCUUGUACUCUCAAGGCUUGGCUUGCUUCUUCUACCAGCUCGCAUUUGAACCAGGUGAAUCAGUGUUAAGAGCAGGAAAGGUCACGUGUUCUAUAAAAGAAAGAAACCUGAAACGUCUCGAGGGUAUUACAACGCUUUACUGACGGUGAAAUGUCGGCCAGUGUGAAGGCAUUCCAUUAUGGGGACAUUACGUCGGCGCGGGAAACUGUGGCUGGGUGUCAAGACACCGUGACAGCAGCUACGAUGGCAGUGGAGACGGUGGGAGACAUCGAGAAGCUUGCUGAGGGCAAGAUGGAGGAGAGUGCUAGGCUCUACAUUGCUCUUGGCGCCGGUCGAGAGCAGACCCUCAGAGAGAACACGCUGGCUUUCCAAAGAAUACUUCUCAGACCACGGAUCUUUGUGGAUGUGGAGAGAAUCAACACCUCAACCACCCUGUUGGGACAAGCGGUAUCCUUCCCAGUAGGUCUGGCUCCAUCGGCGGUUCACAAAAUCGCUCACCCAGAAGGAGAGAUCAGCACUGCGAAAGCGGCUAAGGACGCCGGUACAUUGAUGAUCCUGAGCAGCUUAAGCACCUUCUCACUCGAAGAUGUCAGGGCGGCGGCGCCCGGCUGUCUUCUGUGGCAGCAAACGUACAUCUUCCGUGACCGUACUAUCACCAAGUCCCUGGUAGAGAGGGCAGCUUCCAUGGGGUUUUCGGCCAUCGUGGUCACCGCGGACUCUCCCGUGUUGGGAGACACUGUGCGUCGCCAUGCGUAUCGAACCAUCUUGCCACGUGGUCUCAGUUUCGCCAAUACUGAAGGUGCAUGUUCGAAAGGAUUCGAUGGAUGCGAGCCAAAGAGCAAAUAUUCGAGUGACAUGGAGUCUCGACCAUCUGCCACUUGGGAAGACAUCGAAUGGCUACGCCGUCUCUCGGGGUUGCCUGUAGUCGUAAAGGGCGUCCUCACGGCCCAAGCGGCACUCGCAGCACAUCAGCAUGGCGCAGCAGCCGUGAUUGUGUCCAACCAUGGUGGCCGUCAAUUGGACGGAACUCCAGCUACGAUCGACGUCCUUCCCGAGAUAGUGGCCGCCGUGGGUGACAAGAUGGAGGUGUACCUGGACAGCGGAGUGCGCACGGGCGCCGACGUGGUCAAGGCGCUCGCUCUGGGAGCUCGGGCAGUCUUCGUGGGACGGCCGGUGCUCUGGGGACUCGCGCAUGACGGCAAGCAAGGUGUAGACAGAAUGUUGCAGAUACUUAGAGAAGAACUGGAGCGCACCAUGCAACUCCUGGGGUGUGCUGAUAUCAAGGAGCUGUGCGAAGACUUUGUCUUGACGAAGAGCCACUGCUUGACGCAUUCUUGUUCACCACCGCAAUUUUAAAGGAGAUGGUGCUUAGUCUGCGUAAAUUAGCGGCAGUGCACGAGGGAAACACGACAGACCUCGAAAACACCGGAAGUGCUUUUCAAUGUUUCCGCUGUUGGUCACUUCACCUCAAGCUUCAUCCUGGAUUGUUUUUGCUUCUUGUUGUAAACAAAAGAGCACUUAGUGCAUGAAACCACCCAGUGGGUGUACCAGUUUAUUGCAAUAAAAUUAUGUAGGCAUUUUCUGAGGGGGUAACACGAUCCCGGCCUUGUUUCGGAUAAAGUGAAAAUAGAUACCAUU
Molecule: messenger RNA, 1688 nt
Organism: Rhipicephalus microplus (southern cattle tick)
Lineage: Eukaryota; Metazoa; Arthropoda; Arachnida; Ixodida; Ixodidae
Product: L-lactate oxidase
Molecular function (GO): oxidoreductase activity; FMN binding
Source: RefSeq, a predicted model, not a curated record